GUUUUUUAUAAUUCAUUCUUUUUCGCGCUUGCGUUUCUUUGCAUAUACCUGUUGAGAUCGAAACUAAUUGGUUGACGUUCUUGACCAAGAAUCAUAUUUUUAUUUCCCCUUAAAUACAACAUAAAUUGAUAAUUCCUUUUCCUCUUUUUCUGAGGACCUUGCAUUGGGAUAAACAGAGCUUGUUGAGAAUGCGUAUAUGAAGUAGUUGCGAUCGUAAGUACUUUUUUUUAAUUUUUUUGGUCACUCACACCACGACCUCCACCUUGGUAAUUUCGGAUACACGAAAUAACAGAUUUUUUGUCGUAUAUCUUCAAGAUCAAGAUUUAGAUAUUCUUAGUUGUUCCUAAGGCGUAAGUACCCUCAGCUUAAGUGUCGCGCACAAAAUGAAGCCCACGAAAUUCACGAACAAUGCAACGUCUCCCCGGGACCGGGAGAGGAACAAACUGGCCGACUUGCGUAACAAAUACAACAAGCCGGCUUCUGCACAGGUUGACGGUGAUGACGACGACGAGGACAACACGCCUCAGCACAUGCAGGCAGCUCACAAACAGGCUCACAAUCUCAGAGGCGUCGGGAUGUUACUCGACGCAGAACGCGUUCUGCAAAAGGCUGCACGAGAGCAUAAACACAAGGAAAAAGAAGAGGCGAAGCAAAAGAAGGAGAAGAACCUUUUCAAACUGGAUAAAGCCGCAUUUGGUGAUCGUAUGGUGCAUCCUGCCGUGAAGCAAGAUCUGGAUAACGUUAACGACAAGAAGAAGAAAGAUGUUCUUGACGGCACUGGUAAUUAUAUUGCUAAAACGACUGCAUCAGCAGCAACUCCAAUCACGCCUGUUCCGAAUCCUAAUAUGCCACGUAUGACUGUGGCAGCUGAUAGUCUUUCUUCAGGACAUUAUGGACCAGGCUUAGAUCGCUCUCUAGAAACGGAAGAAGAGCGACAAAAGCGAAUGGAAGAAAUUGACAAACAGCUGAAAAAGUCCAGAGAAGUUCUCUUCUACGCAGCACCGAAGAAUCUGACUGCACCCCAUGGGCCUAACCGAUUUGGUACGGAUGUUUCCAACAUCUUUCACUGGGGUCAAGCUGCUGCAGUUGUUGCUCCUAAUUCAGGUGGAGCCUCAGCCUCAAAGAGUAAAGACAAGGACAAGCAUGUUCCUGUAGCUUAUCGCGUCAAAGACUUCUGCGCCCAACUUGGGGAACAACUUGGAGGUGUGCCACCUCGAUUUGUGUGGUUUGCUGAGGUUGCGGGUGAUCAAGAGGUACUAGAAGGAGAAGAACAAGAUGGAGGAAAUGGCAACAAACACCACAAGAAAAAGAAAAAGCUCUUACGUUUCAUCGACGUGGAGUUUUACAAGCAGAAAGUGAAAUUGCACCGUCGUUCUGAUGCAGCAGAUUCGGAAAAGUCACCAGGGCAGGGUGAUUCGCUGCGCAUGGACCCGAAUUUCGUCGAGGAAGAGCGCCAAAGAAAAACGCGAAUAGGGUUGGACGACGACGAAACCAAAGUUGGUCUUCCCUGGUCUUUGAUCUACACGCAACCACCAGUAGCUCCAGUGCAUGAGCUGUAUCCCAAGGCCUACUUUGGUGUCUUGGAAACGUGGACAGAGGUUUUUACGCGUUUGCGAAGGGAUCACUUUUGCUCUCAUGCUUUCGUGAUCGAUCCUGAGAAUGAUGGUUCUAACCAACGUCAAGAAGUUUACAGCUCCUUUCUCACCCAUGAGGCUGGGCUGGACAAAACUAAGGCGUUUUCGAGCAAGACGGAAAAAGAAGUCCAGGAUGAAGAAUGGUACAUGUUGACGCAAAUCGUCAAUCGCGUUGAGCAACGUGGUAACGCCAGUGUCCGUGAUGGUCAGGGUGCCACUUUGUGCGAAUGGUUCUUUGCUCACCGUUCUCUAGAUACCUUGAAAGAACUGUGCCAAAAACGCAGAGGACCUGAAUGGGAUCGGUUUUUAACGGACUCAUUACCUUUAACCGCUUUCGCCCACGCUCUAUCGUGGAGCGAUCGCUGCCACCUGUUGGACGCUUUGGUUACCAGACGUAUGGAGAGUGCCGCAAGUGUGCCUUUUGACAUCAACGAAGUCUCAGCUUUGGACUACGGAUGGAGUAACUAUUACAACUGCACGCUGUUUGACGAAGGACAAGCACAAGAGCCUGGACUUGCAAGUAAUCCAAGCCCUCCUUCUUUCGACCACGUCGUCGCUGAGCAACACCUUAUGCGUGCAAAACCCCGUUCUUCCAGCAUGGUUGUAGCGGACCCCUUAACCAGUGGCGUCGGCUUAGUCGAUAAGAAUCGCAUUGCGGGGCCACUGUUUAUGCAUUUGUUGCGUGUUGAGCCACGCGCAGUGUGGUCUUUUCUUCUAGGUGGGGAAAUGCGAGAAGAGCAUGCUUUUGUCUACAGGAAGCGCAAGUUGCAUCACGUUGUUGCGGAACAAGAGAAUUGGCAGAAGUUCAUGAAGGCUUUGAUGUUUGACGUACGUGCUGGUAUGUCGAACGCGAAAGCAGGUAGAGCUGGGAGAGCCAAUAACGAAAAAGGACAACAAGCCAUAUUGCCACGAAUAUCUUCAUCCUUGACUACCGUAGAUGUCCAGAAAGGCGAAGCUUUAACGGGUUUUUUACCCAUGUGCUUUGCGGCAAAACGGAACGAUUUACAGGCAUUGCAAUGGAUCGCGGAGAUGCUGGAAAUUGAGGUUAUGGUAGCUGAUGCUGACGACAAAAGUGUGAAGAAAACGGGUGGGCCUAUGAAGGUGGCUUUGCUCACAGGACAGAAGUAUCUAGGAUUCCGUUUGCCAAACCGCAUCGCUGGGCCUCCACUGCACGUAGAAGAUUUGCCAGAGAAAGCGAAAAGCCAACUGCUGUCCGAUGUUGUCAAAGAGAUAGCACUGAGUCCGUUAGUGCUUGAACCUGGUUCAGGGGAAGCGAGAAGGAGUGGCAGCAAAAUGUCUGCAGGAUCAGGAGGAGCUGCUACUAGGAGGUCAGGAAGCAAAGGUAUCGGAGGCACAACAAACAAACUCAAAAACACUCAUAGAACAGUAAAAAUAAAAAAGGCAGAAGGAGAAUUGAUGAAUAUGAAAAUACAGAGUCCCGCCAUGAACUUGAAGACUGCUAUGAACCGAACCUCCAUGGUCAUAGAACAAGGCUCCUCGACGCCACAGAUAGUUCCUGUAGUCCUCAACCUGGAGAAAGCACUCGGCUUCGCCCCAGUAGUACAGGGAACCACCUACUAUUCGCUUAUCGAGGAUUCCACAGUACAAGCUACAGACUCCUGGAAUUAUAUUGACGGAAGUGCUGGCGGGUACAACUUCUACGAUCAGAAUAGCGGAGCAUCGAGUAAACAGUCUGUUCAUCCGUAUGCACAAGCAGGAGAAAGCCUUAGCUAUGGCAGUGCUGGAGCUCUCGGCUUGGCGCCAGCGACAUCAGCAACAUACUACAUGAUGCAUACAGCUUCCAGUAUCGACGGGUCCCUGAUGGGCGAAUCAAGAGCGUCCAGUAAACAGCCUGGAGGAAACCAGCUGUCUUUUGUAGACAGGGAUGGACAGGUAGAAGUAGCACCGCAGGUAGAAAUAGAAAUUAGUGAGAGUAAGCCGAUACACUUCAUUGGUCUGAGGAAGACGAGUGAAGACAACUUGGAUAAGAAAGCAAGAGCUGGCGUUCCUAUCCAACCUGAAGGAGAGGCUGUGCAGUUCGCAGAUAGCAGUGAGGACGAAGCCCCGAAAAAGAAACUGAUCAUGCACACAAAAUUCAUCGGCAAAAACGCCAAAUUUAGCGAUGAAGACGAUGAGGAUGACGAUGACGAUCAUGCGGUAGCUGCAAAUAAAAGUCAGACUGUUCGUCCUUCUAAGAAGAGUGCUGUAGGAGGCAAGAAUCUGCAAGUGAGGACGGCCCAACUACAGGCGCCUCGCGGGAGCGCAGGAGAGGCCAUUCAGUUCGCUCCUGCCUCUGACGAGGACGAAGUCCCACAUAAAAAGCUCAUCAUGCACACAAAGUUCAUCGGAAAAGACGCCAAGUUUGACGAUGACGACGAUGACGAUGAGAAUCUGCUUGCUGCAAUUAAAGAUGAGACCGUUCCUUCAUCUGAGAAGAGUGCUGUAGCACCACGGAACAAGCUACAAGUGAACAAGUCUCCACAAGCGCUUCGAGCGAGCGCAGGAGAGGCCAUUCAAUUCGCUCCUGCCUCUGACGAGGACGAAGUCCCACAUAAAAAGCUCAUCAUGCACACAAAGUUCAUCGGAAAAGACGCCAAGUUUGACGAUGACGACGAUGACGAUGAGAAUCUGCUUGCUGCAAUUAAAGAUGAGACCGUUCCUUCAUCUGAGAAGAGUGCUGUAGCACCACGGAACAAGCUACAAGUGAACAAGUCUCCACAAGCGCUUCGAGCGAGCGCAGGAGAGGCCAUUCAAUUCGCUCCUGCCUCUGACGAGGACGAAGUCCCACAUAAAAAGCUCAUUAUGCACACAAAGUUCAUCGGAAAAGACGCCAAGUUUGACGAUGAGGAUGACGACGAUGAUGAAAAAGACGAGGCCACAGAAGGAGAUGGUCCUGCUUGUCCAGCGUCACCUGCUAGUACGACUGCUGGAGCAUUGAUACAAGAACCCGUUCGUAUCAGUCUAGAGCUGGCGCUUGGGGACAACCUCCCGACACCAGCGCAAGCCAGGGCUAGUGCAGUGGAGGCAGCAGUUCACUUUAACUCGUUCAAAGAGACAAGGAACAGUGGUUGUACUGACGAAACUGCUCAGAAGACAUCCGCUUCUAGUCCUAAAAAGGACAAGCCAAACAAGCAGGGUAACCUGAAAAACAAGCGUGCAGAGGUAGUAGUAAAACUCCAUGGCGUUCUUGAGGACGGUGAAGACGGUAGUGGUAAUGUCAACAAUGCCUUAGCAGAUGAAGAUGAUACUUUGACCAAGUCAACGCCAGAGUUGAUCCUCGAGUACCUUCCAAAAUUUGAGCUUCGGAUGCCUCCGGACACUCAUCCAGUCUCUAAAACCAAGCCACGACGCAAGAAUCCGCAUGACGAUUAUUCUCCCCUUAUGUUGGCCCUUCAACACGGUGGCGGCGCCAGCUUCGAUUUUCUUCUACAACUAGCUGCGCAAGAAAAGUCAGUGCAGGGUCAGCCAGUGAGGAGAGACGUAUUGAGCCACAAAGCAGCUGAUGGACAUACGGUUUUUUCUCUGGCCUUGAACGACGUCAGCCGUGAAAUCUGUCCAGAACAUGGUAUCCCAGAUCUCGAGGAGUACAACCCCAUAGCUUCCACUGCAGCAACGGUUUAUACGAUCAAACUAGGAGCUGAAAUCGAAGGCGUCGAAAACUUAGUUCAGGAAUACUUGGAAGCGAAGAAACGGGAACUCAAAAGACUGAGUGAAAAGAAAACGCUGAUGGGCAAGUUCCUACCGAAUGCCUACGAGGAUCCUAAGGACUACCAGAAACGACAGAAAGAGCUGGCUCAGAUCAAGAUGGACGAAAAGAUCAUGAACCAAGUGCAAUUUGCGGAUAAAGAUGAGGAAGCACGAGUGCUGGGUCCACUAAUCACGUCUUCUAUCUUCACUAGCUGCAGUACAACGAGCACGUCCAACUACGCUCCUUCUGCGCCCCCAAGAACCGACGCUUUCAGUUUGGUGAAUCAAGUUUUCAAGAGUAAGAAGAACCAGUUUUUCGUUGAAGACUUGUUCCAAGUGACCAGUCCAGUAGGCCAUAGCGCUAUUAAUGUCGAAGCGUGGCAAACGGGUAGGAUCCCGUGUUUGGUGGAGUUGAACACGUUCCACGAGAAAUUGCUGAAGGAAAGCAUUUCUGAAGACGACAAAGCAAAUUUGGUGGCGAACCUGAUGCAGGAGUGCUUCGAUAUUCAACUCCACGUGAGGGAUACGAUCCGACCUCGCGCGUUGUCGCGACUCCUGCAAGUCGCCUACGGUGCCAGCUUCAUUCCCGACGAUGAGUUCCGCACGUACGGUACAUUAGCUGGUGAACAGGAAACCACUGUGGGAAAGAUGGACAGUGGUCUUGAAUCGAUGCUGGGUUCUGGUCUCUCAACACAAUCGUCUUCGACAUCAAACACACAAGCCAAAACUGCUUUCUCUAGAAAGAACCCUCUAUCUUUGUCCUCUGCCGCUGCGAAAGUGAAAGAAGAGAAGAGGUCUAUUGCUGCGUACGAAAGCUCUUUGGCCGGAAACUAUCGAUCCUUGCAAGACGCUGUUGGGAUUUCAAUAGUGAGUCUGCUGACUCAAGCUAGCUCAGGAGGUGUGUCGGCUAAAUGCUUACGCAUUCUGCUGGAUGAGUCUCCGGAACUAAGAGUAGAUCCAACACGAAAUCCUCUGGAUAGGCUACCUUUGGUGAGGAAGAUGAACGAAAAUGGAGAAGGGAGACAGUCGGCUUUCAAAUUUCCACAAGGUCAAGGACGAGGACAGUCGCAGUUGUCACACGAAGAAGAGCUCGAAUUCUAUAUGAAGCGCACUGAGAAACAAACUAAAGCCGAAGCGGAAGCUGUACAAAGGAGGUUGGAUAAGCUGACCAUAAUAAAAACGGCUCACGAGCAUGCGGCUGCGGUGCUUCAAGAUUUGAAAACGCAGCAGAUUCCUAGAAUUUUAGCUCAAUUAGGAGUUGAGGUAGGAGAUGGAGACGCUACAGCUAGCACGACUGCUCUGACAUCAAAUGCGACUGCUAUCUCUUCUUCCACAGCCACGACAGUAUCCACAAACAAGAGGACGAAGUGCCAUCCAGCUAUUCUCGCUGUCAUCAGGAAAAGACUCGAAGCUGAUGUGGACACGCAGAGUUUGGUAUUGCAAUCUUUGGGGAUGUAUGAAGAGGCGAACAAACUACCACCUCCAGAGCCCUUGCCAGCCGCACCGCCACAAGAACAGGUGGACGGCUUCUGUUUUACAUGCUGCAGUGGGAGAAAACAAUGAUUGAAAUACAUAGUAGUAUCGUUGGUAGUUGUUCUUGUUGUAACAUCAAAAAUUUGUUGUUGUAUUUGUAACAUCAAAAAUUUGUUGUAACGUGAAGAUAUUACGUUGGUUAUUUGUUGCGCCUGCGUUGGUUAUUUGACUUGAAGUGUAUUUGUAAUUCAAUCAUGAAUCGCGUUGAAGUUGAUGAACAGGAAUGUCACGCUUAUGAACGCAAACAUAAGUCUACUAAGUGAAAGUGUUAAAAAGAUUGAUCUAAGACGCAUAUUGCUGAACAUUGCAUACUGGAAAUCGAUACACCGAGUG
Molecule: messenger RNA, 7187 nt
Organism: Amoebophrya sp. A25
Lineage: Eukaryota; Dinophyceae; Syndiniales; Amoebophryaceae
Source: the annotation of a GenBank genome assembly